Exophiala viscosa is the source of this 4890-nucleotide messenger RNA. RefSeq lists its product as uncharacterized. The record is from RefSeq and is a predicted model, not a curated record. Gene Ontology annotation, cellular component: membrane. Gene Ontology annotation, biological process: transmembrane transport. Gene Ontology annotation, molecular function: ATP hydrolysis activity; ATP binding; ABC-type transporter activity. Bases 1 to 4890 code for a protein of 1629 amino acids. Lineage: Eukaryota; Fungi; Ascomycota; Eurotiomycetes; Chaetothyriales; Herpotrichiellaceae. The transcript has 2 exons.
AUGAACUGCACCAUUCAAGUCAAUAAUGUCUUCGGUCCAGCAGUCUCCUCGACAUGCCAAUAUGGCUUUGACUUCACUCUACUCUUCGAAGAAGUCUUCCUUUGUAUCGUACCCAUUGUGGUUCUGUCCGUUCUUGUUCCCCUUCGUCUACACCAACUUCUGCCUCGGAACAAGGUAUUUCGACCUGGGAACUUCUACUACACCAAAUUGGUAUUUCACGCGUGCUUUAUCGCUGUACAACUCGUCAAAUUGAUUUUCCUGGUUAUCCCUGGAUUUGUGCCGAAGACGAGGGCAUCUAUCGCGGCAUCGGCUUUGACCUUUUAUAUCGCCAUUGCAUUGACCAUCUUGUCGCGUUUCGAACACCUGAGAAGUGUCAGACCUUCGGCGCUGCUUUCUCUGUAUUUCGGAAUCUCACUACUAUUCGACGCCAUCAGGGCAAGGACACUGUGGACUCUUCAAGAUAAUGUCCCCUUCGCUGUGCUCUUCUCAGUCAGCCUUGGAUUCGAACUCGCUCUGUUCAUCUUGGAGUCCCUGGAAAAGGAGUCAGGCUUUGACCGUUCUUAUGAAACUCUGUCCAGAGAAACUGCAGGUAAUGUCUUCACCAGAGGUCUCUUCUGGUGGGUAAACCCUCUUCUAUGGAAAGGAUUCAAACAUGUCCUGGACACGGAUAAUCUACCCCAAAUCGACAACGAGUUAAGCUCUCCACAACAUCAACAGAAGAUUUGGGCAGACUGGAAUGCUCUACCAACCAAAACUCCAGGCUCGCUCUUCAAGUUGCUCCUCAAGGAAUACAGGUACAGCUUGUUCCAGGGAAUGAUACCCCGGGCCGCCCUCACCGGCUUUACCUUUGCUCAACCUUUCUUGAUCACUAGAGUGGUCGACUUCGCUACGGAUCCGAAGGUGGGGAAGCUGGACCGCCAGUUCGGUAACGGGCUCAUCGCUGCCACAGCACUGAUAUACAUUGGGCUUGCUGUCUCCAAUGCCAAUGCGCAGCACAAAACAUACAGGGUUAUCACAAAGUUACGUGGAAGCCUCGUCUCGCUCAUCUAUUACAAAACCUUGACCGUGAGCAUUCCCACAGCCCAAGACUCGUCCGCCAUCACGCUGAUGAGCACCGAUGUGGAACGGUCAGGGACGGGAUUGAGAUACAUUCACGAAAUCUGGGCAAGCCCCAUCGACAUUGGCCUUGCCAUCUACCUUCUUGAACGCCAGCUCGGUCCCUCGAGUGCAGCGCCGGGUGUCCUGUUUCUCUUGUGCAGUGGUGCUGGACUGAAAGUUGCUGCGUCAAUGGGCGCACGGCAGCGAUCCUGGCUUCAAGCCAUUGAACGUCGAAUCAAAGCUACAUCCGAAAUGCUCUCCGCCAUGAAGGAGGUGCGCAUGGGCGGACUCUCGGCGCGGCUCGAAGGUGAAUUGGAAGACUUGCGUCAGAAGGAGAUAGAAAGCUCCAGGAAGUUCAAGAAUGCCUUGGCCCUCAUUGUCUGUCUAUCUUACACUACUGCUUGCAUGGCUCCGGUGUUCUCAUUCGGCAUAUUCUCGCUCCUUGCCCAGAAAAGUCAUGCUACGCCGUUGACGGGAGCACAAGGUUUCACUUCGCUGGCGGUGUUUGCACUACUUCGAACACCUAUGGCUACACUUAUUGAUUCAAUCGCUGGACUGGUAGCAUCAAUUGGGGCGGUGCAGCGAAUCGGGGAAUAUAUGGCCAUAGAGAGUCACAUAUUGCCUCACAGCAACUCUAUGGCAUCGCCGUCGCCACCACCGUACUAUCCGUACGACCGGGGUGGAACCGAGCGAGCUUACGACUUGGUGCAGAUGAGGGAUCUCGGCAACUCGGUGUCUAGCCCUCCCUUGUCUUCUGAUCCGCAUCUGGUGGUAGCCACGAAAUGGGACGUUGGAUGGGCAACAGAUAAGCCAUUCGUGCUUCACGAGCUUUCCUUUUCCAUUCUGCGAUCAUCUCUCACAUUCAUCAUUGGACCUGUGGGUUGCGGCAAGUCGACACUCUUACAUGGUCUAUUGGGCGAAACGACGGCAACCCUUGGCGACCUUUAUACCACAUUCUCCAGCUGCGGUUUUGCCAGUCAAUCUCCCUGGCUAGUCAGCAACACCAUCCGCAACAACAUCGUUGGAUCUAGUGCGUUUGACGAAGCGUGGUAUAACACCGUCAUUGAUGCAUGUGCCCUGCGAGAAGAUUUACUCCACAUGUCCAAUGGGGACCUAGAGCUCGUCGAUGCUGGUGGAGGGAAUCUGAGUGGAGGACAACAAGCCCGAGUAGGUGUCGCUCGAGCUGUGUACUCUAGACAGCCGGUGAUCCUGCUCGACGACGUGAUGAGCGGACUAGAUGCAAACACGGAGAACAGCCUCUUCAAUAACUUGCUCGGGCCUGAAGGGCUCCUCCGCAGACAAAAGACCACCAUCAUCUUUGCCACGAACGCGCUUCAUCGACUUUCCGCGGGCGACCAUAUCAUUGUGCUUGGGAGUGAUGGCAGAAUGCUGGAGCAAGGCCCGUUUGCUGCUUUACACUCGACAGAGAAGGACCAGCAGGCCGAUGCUAUUGGAAGCUCGGGCUCGGAAUUCGAAGAGGUCACACUCAAGCCCAUCGAUGCUGAGAUGCGAGGCCUGCUACAGACCCUAACCGGUAAAGAGUUGGAAGGGUCGCAGAGACGCACGGGCGAUAUGACCGUGUACAAGUGGUAUGCACAGGUGGUGGGUUACAUGAACUUUGCAAUCUUUGUUGCAUUAGCGUCGCUCUUCGUCUUUGCUCUGGUCUUUCCACAGUACAUCGUCAAGUGGUGGACUGCGGAGAAUGUACAUCACCCGAAUAGGGGACUAGGAUACUACUUGGGAGCCUACUUUGCACUGGGAUGGGUUGCCAUCUUUUCCCUGGGCACAGCAUGUUUGCAACUGGUUGUCAGGAUGAUGCCCCGAGCCUCCUCGACAUUCCACACCGCACUGCUCCGCACGACAUUGGACGCACCCUUGUCACUGUUCGCCGGAAAUAACUUGGGCACGACGGUCAACCGGUUCAGCCAGGAUCUGCAGCUCAUUGACAUGGAGCUUCCACUUGCAUUGUUCAACACCAUCGUCGAACUGUUGUCCUGCAUUGCCCAAUGCAUAUUGAUUGCCAUCACGUCAAAGUUCAUCGGCGCCACGAUGCCUGUCGUUCUCGUCGCCUUCUUCCUGAUCCAGAAAUUCUACCUCAGGACAGCCCGACAGUUGCGUCUCCUCGACAUCGAGGCCAAAGGGCCUCUGUUCUCGUCAUUCCUGGAGACCUUGUCGGGCCUAGCAACAAUACGAGCAUUCGGAUGGGAGAACGAGUACGAACAGCGGUGCCAGGAAAAGCUUGACACGUCCCAACGGCCCAGCUAUCUUCUCUACUGUGUUCAACGAUGGCUCAAUCUUGUCCUUGAUUUCGUCGUGGCUGGGGUUGCAAUCGUCGUCAUAUCCAUUGCCGUCAAGACAAAAGGCGACAGCAGUUCAAGUUUGAUUGGGAUUGCGCUGGUGAAUAUCGUCAAUUUUAGCGUCAGCAUCAAAGCUCUGCUGGAGAAUUGGACCAACCUUGAAACAUCGAUCGGUGCUGUAUCGCGCAUCCGAUCGUUUGUCAAAGAAACCACAUCAGAGCACAAAGCAUCGGAAAGCAGCCCACCUCCGCCUAACUGGCCCUCUGUAGGCCAGGUGCAGUGGAAUAAUAUCACUGCAACCUGGGAAGGCAAGUCGACACCGGUCCUCAAAGAGCUCACUCUAAGAGUCGAACCCGGCCAGAAACUGGCCAUCUGUGGACAUAGCGGCAGUGGCAAGUCGUCUCUUGUGUCGGCUUUGUUACGUCUUCUCGAACCGCAGCAAGGCGCGAUUUUCAUUGACAACCUAGACAUUUCCACGAUACCUCGUCAAAGCAUUCGGCACGGCCUGAACUGUGUUGCACAAAGUCCAUUCCUGCUCUCUGCAUCGAUCCGCCAAAACGUCGACCCGUUCAGUGUUGUAUCCGACGACGACAUCCGGCAUGCGCUGUCCCAAGUCCAAAUGCUAGAAGUUGUCGAAGACCUCGGUGGGCUGGAUGCUCUGAUAGACGGCGACAAGAUGUCUGUAGGUCAAAAGCAACUCAUUUGUCUCGCUCGCGCCACGCUUCGGCCCGGGUCGAUCCUCGUCCUCGACGAAGCAACAGCGUCCCUUGACCUGGACACAGACGAGCUCGUGCAAAAAGUUAUCCGCACCGCCUUUCAACGCCACACCAUCAUCGCAAUAGCCCACCGCUUGCACACGAUUGUCGACUAUGACAACGUGGCGGUUAUUUCCGACGGCAGACUCGCCGAAUACGGUCCGCCGUCCCAGCUAUUGGAAGAUUCAAAAUCUCUCUUUGCACAACUGUACAACGCCAGCGUAGGCCACGCCAAGAGCGAGCUCUCGCCAUCCCAGUCACGAGCAAAACCUGUGCAUCGUCGCAAAUCCUCGCGUAAAGGCGGUCUGCCAUGGAAAGGAAGCAUACAUAUUCCACCGCCACCAGAGGACGACGUGGACGGCGGCACACGCCCAACAGAGGCAGGUACCGCCGGCGAAGACGUGUAUACAGAUUGGGUUGCGGCGCAGGACUACUACGACGGCUUCCAGCACGAUGACGACGAUGGCGAAGGAGAGCAGCCGCUCAUUGCACCCACAAUCCGCGACGUGGCGCAGACGUUCGGUGAUCCGGUGUUCGAGUCCGCAAGUCAGCAUUGGACCAUGUCGGCACGCAACGGCACCAGCGGAUACCUGACUUCGCGGUAUGCCAGUCUGGCACGGCUCGACACGGUCCGCAAGCAGCAGCUGGAGAGCCAAAGGCGAGAUCGGGAACUACGGCGGCCCGGGGACCAACUGGGUCGCUUUCCCAGUCUGAGGCCUCGGAUGGACCAUGCAUCGUAA